UAUUUAUCUUUUAGUGACCUAACACACGCCCAUCUACUAGCUAGAGAGUCGAGUUCAAAUCUAAUGGCUAUAACAUGGUAUAAGGGUAUGAGUUGCUGGAACUGAUUGUUCACCUGCCCCCUCCAAGUUACCAUCAGAUACAGCUACUUGCUCCUGAAUAUUGUUCUGCACUCAUUCUUUCCACCAGAAAUGCAGUCUGACAGCAAGUCGGGGAACUCCCUUGAGCCAGACAAUAGCAAAUCCAAGUAUGGGUCGUCAUGGUCGAAUGAGAUCCCUUCUCCCAUGCAUAAAUCAGGAUCUACACCGAUAACGAGCCUAAUUCGUGAGCGUAUUUGGGCAGUGUUUGUGUCUGCUGCGAUAUCUUCUCUCCCUGCUCUUCUAGUGGGGUGUACCCUCGCAUUCCCCUCAGGGGCUCUGCUGGACCUCACCGACUUGGAACCGAGGAAGGACUUCAAGUUUAACAGUGUUCUCUCAGAUAUAUUUGGGGCUUUGGCUCCCAUUGGAGCUCUCCUUGGUGCUCCAUUGGCUGGUUGGAUUGCAGACCAUGCAGGGAGAAAGGCAGCUCUGAUGCUAGUGGGACUUCCCUACCUUAUUGGCUACCUCAUGAUGGUGUGUGCUACCAUCAUCCCCCACCCUGUGGCCUUCAAGACUGUGACUCUUGUAGGACGACUGAUUACUGGAGUGGGUCUGGGAUGGUCUUGUCUGGCUACACCAGUAUACCUGGCAGAAAUUUCUUCAAACAAAUUAAGAGGUGUCUUUAGCUCGUUCACGCAAGUAUUCCUAUCGACGGGAAUAUUGUUGAUAUACUUGUUGGGCUCUAUUGAAGAUUUCCACUACUAUAAUUCAUCUCUUAUCCUGAUCGGGAUCGUAGCUCUGUUUGAAUUGUUAAUGUUGUUUCUGUACGACACUCCAAGAUGGCUUCUAGCUCAGAAUCAAAGAGCAGAAGCCAUUAAAGCCCUAAAAUUUCUGCGAGGUCCUAAAUACGAGAUUGGCAACGAAUUAACCACGAUUGAAAUGGAAAGUGCCAAAUACCCUCGGUUGACAACUACCCAAGCUCUCUUGGAACUGAGAAAGAAGCCAAUACUACUGCCCCUUCUGAUAAUCUGUACAGUGAUGUUUUUCCAGCAGAUUGGGGGCCUUAAUGCCAGCACUGCUUACUCUGCUUUGAUUUUCAAAGAAGCACACGUGGAGAAUUAUCGACUUACUUCAGCGUAUGCAGUUGGUGUUGUAGGGAUCGUGUUCACCAUCAUAGCUGUCUUUAUAGUGGAUCUCAUCGGCAGAAAAACGCUAUUAAUCGUUAGUGGAAUAGGCAUGCUUAUUGGAACUGUCCUUUUAGGAACAUUUUUCUAUGUCACAAGAUCUUCGCUAUGCUCUAACACUACAUUACUAUCUGACAAUGCUGAAGAAGAAUGUAAUACGUACUUAGCUCCGAUGGCUAUAGCGAGUUUGAUUUUCUUCAUUGCUUCGUUCUCGAUUGGUUGGGGACCUGUGCCGUGGGUAUUGCUAGCUGAGUUGAUUCCGCUGAGAGUUCGUGGAGUUGGAAGUGGAAUAGCUACUUUUGUAAAUUGGGGAGCCGCAGCCAUUGUGACAGGAUUUUAUCUGGACUAUGCCAAAAUUGUUAAUCCGUGGUUUGCGUGGUGGACUUUCUCGAUUUUUAAUGUGGCUGCAAUUGUGUUUGUGGUCGUGUUUGUUUAUGAAACAAAAGGAAAGAACCUUGAAGAUAUCCAGCAUAAGUUUGCUUCAAAGAAAAUCGUUGCUGUUCGUUGAACAGUUAUUUUUCAGCACUUUUUGUAUCAAGUCUGCAUUAUUUUGCCUAUGAAUAAUUAUAAUUAUGAAUAUGCAAGCAUACCGGUAAUAAUAGCCUCGACUCCAGCCCCUUCAACAACACU
Molecule: messenger RNA, 1889 nt
Organism: Halichondria panicea
Lineage: Eukaryota; Metazoa; Porifera; Demospongiae; Suberitida; Halichondriidae
Product: solute carrier family 2, facilitated glucose transporter member 8-like
Exons: 3
Coding region: 190-1767 (525 amino acids)
Biological process (GO): transmembrane transport
Cellular component (GO): membrane
Molecular function (GO): transmembrane transporter activity
Source: RefSeq, a predicted model, not a curated record